UUGCCGAAAAUGUUGCCCAAAGUUCUCCUGCUCUUCCUGAGCAUAUUCUUGACCCUCCAGUCGAGGGUCGAGGGACCUACGAUUGCAUUCAAGAAUAAAGCCCCUGCCCGUGAGGAUGUUGUCUAUGGCCCUGAGCCCCAGCCUCUCGGAAGGAAGCUCCUUGCUGAAGAAACAAAGCCCACUGUGCCUGUGACUGGGCCCACUCCGCCUGAGACUGGGCUCACUGCUCCUGCAACUUGGCCCACCGUGUCUGUGACUGGGCCUACUGUACCUGAGACUGGGCUCAUUACACCCGAGACUGGGCCCACUGCGCCUAUGACUGGGCCCACUGUGCCUGAGACUGGGCUCAUUGCGCCUGAGACUGGGCCCACUGUGCCUACGACUGGGCCCACUGUGCCUGAGACUGGGCGCCAAGUUGGCAAACUGCCAGAAGCUUCUCGCAUCCUGAACACUAUCCUGAGUAACUAUGACCAUAAACUGCGCCCUGGCAUUGGGGAGAAACCCACUGUGGUCACUGUUGAGUUCUCUGUCAACAGCCUUGGCCCUCUGUCCAUCCUGGACAUGGAGUACACCAUCGACAUCAUCUUCUAUCAGACCUGGUAUGAUGAACGCCUCCGUUACAAUGAUACCUUUGAGACACUUGUUCUGAAUGGCAAUGUGGUGAGCCAGGUGUGGAUCCCAGACACCUUUUUUAAGAAUUCUAAGAGGACCCAAGUGCAUGUGAUCACCAUGCCCAACCAGAUGAUCCGCAUCCACAAGGAUGGCAAGGUGCUAUAUACGAUUAGGAUGACCAUUGAUGCUGGAUGCUCACUCCACAUGCUCAAAUUUCCAAUGGACUCUCACUCUUGCCCUCUGUCUUUCUCUAGCUUUUCCUAUCCUGAGAGUGAGUUGUUCUACAAGUGGGAAAAUUUCCAGCUUGAAAUCAAUGAGAAGAACUCCUGGAAGCUCUUCCAAUUUGAUUUUAAAGGAAUGAGCAACAAAACUGAGAUUAUCUCAACCCCAGCUGGUGACUUCAUGGUCAUGACAUUUUUCUUCAAUGUGAGCAGGCGAUUUGGCUUUGUUGCCGUUCAAAACUACGUCCCUUCUUCCGUAACCACAAUGCUCUCCUGGGUUUCCUUCUGGAUCAAGAAGGAGUCUGCUCCAGCCAGGACCUCUUUAGGGAUCACUUCUGUACUCACCAUGACCACACUGGGCACCUUUUCUCGCAAGAAUUUCCCACGUGUCUCCUAUAUCACGGUCUUGGAUUUCUACAUCGCCAUCUGCUUUGUCUUCUGCUUCUGCGCUCUGAUGGAGUUUGCUGUGCUCAACUUCCUGACCUACAACCAGACGAAAACCCAUGCUUCUCCAAGACUCCGCCAUCCUCGUAUCCAUAGCUGUGCCUAUGCUCGUACUCGUGCGCGUGCGCGUGCCCGUGCCCACGCCCGCCAGCAUCAGGAAGUUUUUGUGUGCGAGAUUGUCACCUCUGAGGAAAGUGAUGGAGAGGAACGCCCGUCUUGCUCAGCCCAGCGGUCCCCUAGCCCAGGUAGCCCCGGGGGCCCCCACAGCUUCUACUCCAGGCUGUCCAGCUGUGCAUGGUGCAGGGGUCUUAAGAAGUAUUUCUGCAUGGUCCCCGAUUGUGAGGGCAGCACCUGGCAGGAUGGCCGCCUCUGCAUCCACAUCUACCGUCUGGAUGACUACUCUCGAAUUCUUUUCCCGGUGACCUUCUUCCUCUUCAAUGUGCUCUACUGGCUUGUUUGCCUUAACUUGUAGGUGCCAGCUGGCACCCUGUGGGGCAGCCUCCCCAGUUCCCCAGGAGGUCCCAAGCCCCUUGCUAAGGGAGUCGGGGGAAAGCAGCAGCAGCAGGAGCAGCUAGAGUCUUUCUUUCUGCCCUCCUCAAAUAGGAGCCUGCAGAGGUUUUGUCUUUGCUGGCGCUUUCCCCCACCUGGCCCAUUCACUGAAUCACCUUGGCAGCCCAUUCCAAGUAAAAUGCCCACCUCUCUAUUCUUCAAGGGGCAUCCAGGAUGCUCAGUGUUAAAAAUCAUACACUCUUCAGUGAUUGGCUCCCUAAAACCGUGCCCAUGUACAAGUAGGUUUGCUGUCUCCCAAAAGUGCUGACAACCACUGGCUUUUGCUAGAAACCCGUUAUUGCCCUUUGUUGUGCUCCAGGCCCAACUCUGGCCUCGGCCUCAAAGUGUACAGACCAACUGCUUGCCUGUUCCUGACACCUCCCUAAGGUGCUGGGCAACAGUGUAACAGGGGGAGGGACCCCCAUCCUUGAGUCAGAUUAUUCUUGGUUUUCUCUCCCUGCCCCCCCCCCACUUCCUCUGCAGAUAGACAGACACUGGCAUUAUCCCUUUAGGAGGAUGGGGGUUAGCAAGUGAGCCUAUUGGGACAGUAUCUCCCUCUGCUGCUGUGAUACCUCCCUCUCCCCCUCUGCCUCCAUCUUUCAUCCGUACUGCCAACUCAAUUCCCUGCAUCCAAUGGGUAUCUAUUUUUGUAUGUGAUGAUAGUAAUUACCCCUUGCUUUAUAUGCUACCUUCUUCCUCCUCCUUGACCCCUGUGACUUUUUCUGUAAUUUCCCCAGUGACUUUCCCAGCCCUGACCCAGGUGCUAGGCCUUGGUGACUUCCUGUGGCCAAGAAACUAAGGAAACUCUGCUUUGCAGUGGGCAUUACUCACCAUUGAUGGGUGCCUACCUAAGGCACAGCAUAGGAGCUCUACCACUUCCUUCGCCCCUGAACCCAUGAGCCAGUCCACUCUUAUCCCCGGGGCACUUUGUCAGUCACAAUCAAUCAAUUGAAUUCCCUUAAAUUUGUAUGGCACUUUACCUUUGGCAAAGCACUUUUGACAGACUAUUUCUAUGUGGAGCCUCAUUAUAGCCCUGUGACAUCUUCAGGGCAGGAUUCUUAUCCCCUUUGUGCAGAUGGGAUCCCUGAGGCACAGAUUUCUAUGGGACUGUGGAUCUCAUUGGAAGCUACCCAGGAGCUCACUGUCAUCUUCUAGACCACCUGACAGGGCUAGGCAGAUCAGUUCACCAUGAUUCUAUUCUAUCGCCUCUGCUGACACUCCAGUGGCGGGGCCCAGAAUGGCAGCCUUUCUUCAGCAUUGGCCUACUCAAUUCCUGGGCCCGAGGUGCUCAGACUGCCCCCAAGAUCAAACCUCUUCUGGCUCUGGUAACCCAGUGAGAUGAAUUUGGACAUGCCCCAUUGCUUGUAUAUGCUGAAUGAAAUCUGUGUCUGUAUUUUAUUGAGGGGUAGGGAGGGUGGGGGAUCCAUCUGCUUUUUGUCACCAUCAUCUGAAAAGGGGAAAUAUGUGAAUAAAUAUAUCAGCAAAGCA
Messenger RNA from Propithecus coquereli (Coquerel's sifaka), 3314 nucleotides. RefSeq names its product gamma-aminobutyric acid (GABA) A receptor, epsilon (gene GABRE). Gene Ontology annotation, molecular function: inhibitory extracellular ligand-gated monoatomic ion channel activity; GABA-gated chloride ion channel activity; GABA-A receptor activity. The record is from RefSeq and is a predicted model, not a curated record. Gene Ontology annotation, biological process: monoatomic ion transmembrane transport; synaptic transmission, GABAergic; nervous system process. Gene Ontology annotation, cellular component: synapse; GABA-A receptor complex; postsynapse. Bases 10 to 1749 code for a protein of 579 amino acids. The transcript has 9 exons. NCBI's taxonomy places the organism in Eukaryota, Metazoa, Chordata, Mammalia, Primates, Indriidae.